UCUGUCUGUUAGAUGUUACGCACUCUAAACUUUCGACCCUCCACUCGCAUCCCUUCUGCCGUGAACUCCACACCAUCAACGACGUGCUGCAUCAGAACCAUGGAGAGCUCAGGAGUGCUCCUCCGACUGCUGUGCAUCGGCGUGCUAUGCGUCACAUGCAGAGGACAGGCGUCGCAGGAAGUUUCCGCAGAGGACUUCGGAGCGCAGAACUCGGCGACCGCAACUGAGAGAGAACUUGUGGAUGCGAUGGAGGCGCUUCUAGUGAAGAUGGAGAGCCGUCUGCCUUCAACUGAGAAGAGAGGCAUGAUCCCUCCGUGUGGAGUUGGUCAGCGGUGUGCCCUGAGGCAUGGACCACACAUCGGGAAGCUCUGCGACUGUGGAAGGGUCAGCAGUUGCAACUCCUUCCUCCUCAAAUGCCUCUGAAGUCCUUCAGGGUGGAGUGCUUCACUACAGGACAUUGCCAUUAACGCUCCAGCCCGAAGGGAGAAAUAUUGUCUUCUCCUUCCAUCGCCAGCAUGGCUACGUCCCAACCUCCCAUUUAUUCCCUUAAUGCACUACCUUUCACUAGUUUUCAUCAGCCUCUUGUCGAACAUUUUGCACUAAACUGUAAGGAAUAGGGGCAUGUUUGGAACAAACAUGUCCGCAACCUCUAGCGCUGUUCAGCACCCUGAGCAGCGACGUGUAGGCCAACAUUACAGGAGUUUAGGUUUUUGCAUUUUGUCUUGCUUUUUGUUGUUGUGUGUGUUAAUAAACUUGUUUUCAUUUAAAAGAGGAGCAUGGUUGGGUUUUCUAACCCUGAAAGUAUUUACAGCAUGUGCAUUAAUCUGUCAAAUAAACAAAGUGUUUAUCUCA
Esox lucius (northern pike) is the source of this 852-nucleotide messenger RNA. It is a transcript of the gene cartl, whose product is annotated as cocaine- and amphetamine-regulated transcript-like. Gene Ontology annotation, biological process: G protein-coupled receptor signaling pathway; negative regulation of appetite; adult feeding behavior. The record is from RefSeq and is a predicted model, not a curated record. The coding region runs from base 13 to 423 and encodes 136 amino acids. Lineage: Eukaryota; Metazoa; Chordata; Actinopteri; Esociformes; Esocidae. The transcript is spliced from 3 exons. Gene Ontology annotation, molecular function: neuropeptide hormone activity.